Lactuca saligna is the source of this 510-nucleotide messenger RNA. The record is from the annotation of a GenBank genome assembly. NCBI's taxonomy places the organism in Eukaryota, Viridiplantae, Streptophyta, Magnoliopsida, Asterales, Asteraceae.
AUGAUUCGACAUUUCACAACAUAUUUUGACCUCUACAAGGAUAACAUACCUAAAAACAUGCACAUCAUAGGUACACGAUUCAAAUCCUCAACCACAAAAUCGACUCUCUUAUUCAUUUACAAGAAGAUACUAGGGGAAGGAAUUUCGUUAAUGGGCUUUUAUUAUGAAAUUCAGAAGCUUAGUGAUGUUGAAAAGGAGCAUCAUGAUACUUUUGUUGAACAAGUGACGAAGUUGAAAGAGUCUGUGGAUCAUAAGGUGGUUGAACUCAAGUCCGAGAUUGCCAAAGAUGUUGAAAUGAUGGAGGAAAAUUACACUUUGUUGCAUAGCAAAGUUAAUGUUGUUGCAAAUGCUAUCACAAAGUUGGUUGAUCUUAAUACUAACUAUUCAUACAAGGUUGAUGGCAAGUUGGAGAAGGGUUAUCAGGUGUUCACAAAGCUGGAAGAAUUCUUAUCGUGUAUUAAGGAGUCUAUUUCAAAAGUUGAUCUUUCGAAUCAAUCAUUACUUUCCUAG